Molecule: messenger RNA, 3903 nt
Organism: Heteronotia binoei (common prickly gecko)
Lineage: Eukaryota; Metazoa; Chordata; Lepidosauria; Squamata; Gekkonidae
Gene: TENT5C
Product: terminal nucleotidyltransferase 5C
Exons: 2
Coding region: 85-1248 (387 amino acids)
Biological process (GO): mRNA stabilization
Molecular function (GO): poly(A) RNA polymerase activity; RNA binding
Source: RefSeq, a predicted model, not a curated record
GGGUGAAUGUUGGCUGCCUGCCGCUGCGGGGGUCGGGGAAAGAGGCUUAGACGGCUGCUGUUGCUUUGAACAUCGAACUCUACCAUGGCUGAUAACAAGCAUAAAACCGACAAUGCGUCCCGCAGCGUGCUAAGCUGGGAUCAAGUCAGUCGCCUGCACGCAAUCCUGUCGGAGGUGGUACCAAUCCACGGACGAGGCAAUUUCCCGACUCUGAAAGUAACCUUGAAGGACAUUGUCCAGACCGUUCGCAGCAGGUUGGAAGAAGCCAAAAUUCAGGUGCACGACGUCCGUCUGAAUGGUUCUGCAGCUGGUCAGGUCUUGGUCAAAGAUAACGGACUGGGCUGUAAGGAUCUGGAUCUUGUCUUUCAAGUGACCCUCGCGAGCGAGGCAGAGUUCCAGUUAGUCCGAGAUGUGGUUCUCCAGUCCCUUUUGAACUUCUUGCCUGAAGGGGUGAGCAAACUAAAAAUUACCCCCAUGACGCUGAAGGAAGCCUAUAUUCAAAAGCUGGUGAAGGUCUACACUGAAGUGGACCGGUGGAGCUUAAUCUCUCUCUCCAACAAUCACGGUAGGAAUGUGGAGCUGAAAUUUGUGGACCGUAUAAGGCGGCAAUUUGAGUUCAGUGUGGAUUCUUUCCAAAUAAUACUCGAUUCGCUGCUUUUGUACUACAGUUGCUCAGAAAACCCUAUGUCUGAGCAUUUCCAUCCAACUGUGAUUGGAGAGAGUAUGUACGGUGACUUUGGGGCAGCUCUCGAUCAUCUUCAGAACAGACUGAUCGCUACUAAGAACCCCGAGGAGAUCAGAGGUGGCGGCCUUCUCAAGUAUAGCAACCUCCUUGUGAGGAAUUUCAAACCCUUGAACAGAGAGGAGAUCAAGAGUCUGGAGCGCUACAUGUGUUCCCGGUUCUUCAUAGACUUCCCAGAUAUUCUGGAGCAACAACGUAAACUGGAGCAAUACCUCCAGAACCACUUUGCCAUCGAAGACCAAAGCAAAUACGACUACCUCACGAUCUUGCGCAGAGUGGUCAACGAGAGCACGGUGUGCCUCAUGGGACACGAGCGAAGGCAGACGCUGAACCUGAUCUCCCUCAUGGCGUUCAGAGUUCUGGUAGAACAAAACGUCAUCCCUAACGCCACGAAUGUCACUUGCUACUACCAACCCGCUCCAUAUGUCAGCGAUGCAAACUUCAGCAGCUACUAUAUUCCAGAUCCCUGUGGCCAGUUGUAUCCCACUUGGUUGCCUUGUAACUGACUCGUACUUCCUGUAAUGCCUUCUAGAUCUUUCCUCUACAGAAGAAUACCUCCAGGGCUGCAAUUUGAAGAGUUCUUGGAUAAGCCACACUGUAGCCUCUUUUUUAUUUGCUAGAAAGGAUUGUAUGAUUUAUAGCCAGAGAAAUAUUGUGUCCUCUGUACUUUAUUUUGUUCUUAAAUUCUUAAAACUGAAUGUUGAACGAUAGUGUUGGACAAGAAAAUUUGCUUGGUUGUUUCUCUGGCUCCUGAAGUUCACCAGCAACCUUAUGUCAUGGUGUAUUGGCUGGUGUGACCAUGGAACGACCGUCCUGUAUGUGUCUAAUCUCCAAUUCCACUAAAAUCACUGGGAUUUAUGUGCUAGACAGUGUGCAGGAUUGUAGCAGAGGGCAUUAUUAUUAUUUUUUCUCCCCCUGAGAAGUCAGUUUUCUUCAAGUUGUGGCCACAAACAGAAAAGUGGAGAAGGAUCUAUGUUAAAGAAUGCUGACAAUUCUACAGCAGGGAUGGCCAAAGGUAGCUCUCCAGAUGUUUUUGCCUACAACUCCCAUCAACCCCAGCCAUCAGCCAUGCUGACUGGGGCUGAUGGGAGUUGUAGGCAAAAAACAUCUGGAGAGCUACCGUUGGCCACCCCUGUUCUACAGUAUUUUUUGGUUGGGAAAGGAAGGCACUUAAAGUUACACAGUUUGGAAACUUCAGCUUGUUAAAUGAAACCCCUUUAAAAGUUUAGGUACUCAUAAAUAUGACCACACAUACCUCUUUCUCUUUAUAUUUUUUUAUAUAAGUUUUUUUCCCCUAGCAGGUCAGUGCAAUGUUGAAUAUUACAGCAAAUCAAACUUCCCUUGCUGGAAUUUUGUUGAAAGGUUUUAAAGAUCUGUCUUAGCAAGAAAAUAAAAAGACCAGGCAAUGAUGUUGCAUCUUUAUCUGUCCAUAAAUGUAGCCUGCAUUUGCAUUGUGGCUGUGUGUGGAGAGAAGGGAGAGUUAACCCUUCAGUUUUCUCUUCGCUCCCCUAAUGGAAGCCUGGGUUAUCUGUUAUGCUAUUAGUCUUUUAAAGGGGACACUUCUCCCUUUAAAACACUAAUAAUGCAAGUUCUGCAGAUGUAUGGAGUUGUGUGGUCUUUUUCCUAGUCAGUUACUGAAGCUUGUCUUGAAGCUCAACCAGUAUCGAUAUGAUGGAACCAGAUGGACCUUCUAUUGACAAAUGUCUUACUUAUGUACCACUUUGCUGUUCAUUGUUAUUCUCUAUGAAUGUCUGCAGUAAUAUUAGGGGUGGGCACAGCAGCAGUGACCUGUGACUUCAGCCUUGGAGAAUUUGAGAACUGAAACUGCCUAUAGAAUUAGUUUCCUAACUGGUGUUUCAGAGGCGGCAUCUUGGAAGGUUGAGAGGUUCAGUUAUGAAUAAUUCAAAAGAUCAGCUGGGUGUUGCUGGAGGUCUCUCAAGUUCAAAGACCAGAAGGAGUCUUCAUAACAUAUGUUUUGGCAUGACUCAAGGUAGAAACGGGCUUAUUGUGGUGGUUCUACAAUUUCCCUCAAGAACUGUGUUAUGAGGGAAAAAGAUGUGUGGUGAGAUCAGUUUUGGGUCUGAUCUUGUCUUUUUGGGUUAUGUCCUAAUCAGCGGUACUACUGAUAACAGAAUAUUUCAGGUUUAAAUGGACAAAAAUUAUUCUGUCAGACCGGGUUUUAUGUUCAUAUAAGCUUAGAGUCCAAACAGUGGCUUCCAGCAGAAGUCUUUACUGUCUCUGCUAUACUAUCUUAACAAAAACGUGUGUUUGUAUGGGUGGGGUUCAAGGAUCAGCUUUCUCUGCAGCUUUCGAUGUACCUCUUACUAUUGCAGAUAAUCAUUAUUUAAGUCAGAGCGGUUUCAGGUUUUGUGUACGGAAACAUCUUACACUCAACUGUGUCCCAGAAAAGGGAGUGAGCUCAACUGUUAAGGGUUUGACCAUGGCAGGAUAUUAUUUGUGAGCCGUUUUUGAAUCAUGAUGUUGGGAGUCGUACAGAAUUCAUGGCAAUCUCUGAAACUUUUUCUGACUAAAUUAUUCAGACCAGAAGGGCUUACGUUCCUUCCUCACAGGGCUGUCUUUCUGUGCUCCAAGAGCUUUUAUCUGUAAAAAUGCAGACAGCUUUGGGUGUUCUGAAGCAGCCGAUUUGUCUCGGAUAAUUUGCAAGCUGAAUCGCAUGGAUAAGUGAAAGAGGGCAGGCUGAAUGUGGACUGCCAGCCAGUUCCAGCAGCUCUGCUCGGAGAGGCUAGAUAACUGUGUUUUUUUGGUCCAUGCCUGAAUGAUCCUGAAAAUGGAAAAUGUAAUGCUGUUUCUUAUAAAAGAAAACAAUCCAGAGAGCAAGAGAUAUUCUUCACCUUAAGAUAAAGAUUGCAGAACACGUGGACUGGAUUGUGAGGAAUUAGUAAUUUCAGGAAUGGAGAGGGCAUAAACAUGGGAACUGAAUAAGGAAGGGGUUUUUUUUUGGUUUGGUAUUGAAUUUAAAAGGUCGAAGUGGAUGUGAAACAUGUACACUUUUUUCCUGGCAAAUCUGUGACCUUUUUUUGUGUUAAACAAUAAAUGUAAAUUUAAUUGCCAGUUUAAGAGUCCGGUCUCUCUUUGGAGAACUACCAGAGUGUAUCGUAUUUUGGUUUUCAGAAAGUAAAAUAAAGGUUGUCAACUUGAAA